Molecule: messenger RNA, 1337 nt
Organism: Salvia splendens (bonfire salvia)
Lineage: Eukaryota; Viridiplantae; Streptophyta; Magnoliopsida; Lamiales; Lamiaceae
Product: protein JINGUBANG-like
Exons: 2
Coding region: 6-1214 (402 amino acids)
Molecular function (GO): protein binding
Source: RefSeq, a predicted model, not a curated record
ACAACAUGGAUCCCAACCUGUCGUCCUCGAGCGGUGGCGACACCGACGACUACCGCAACAGCGGCGAGGGCUCUCCCAUGAUGAUGUCCCCCUGGAACCAGCCGGGCCCCUUCGGCAGCGCCUCGGCCAAGCAGCAGCAACUCCAGAACAGCCUCAUCGGCUCCCUCGUCCGUGAGGAGGGCCACAUCUACUCCCUCGCGGCCAAGGACGACAUCCUCUACACGGGCUCCGACAGCAAGAACAUCCGCGUCUGGAAGAGCAUGAAGGACUUCUCCGCCUUCAAGUCCAACAGCGGCCUCGUCAAGGCCAUCAUCAUCGCGGACAACAAGAUCUUCACCGGCCACCAGGACGGCAAGAUCCGCGUCUGGAAGAUCAGUCCUAAGAACCCGAGCGUGUACAAGCGCUCGGGGACAAUGCCCACUUUCUUUGACAUCUUUAAGGCGUCCAUCAAGCCUGGGAACUAUGUGGAGGCGCGGCGCAAGAGGAGCGCCGUGUGGAUCAAGCACACGGACGCUAUCUCGUGCCUCAGCAUGGAUAAGGACACCGGGAUGCUGUACUCGGCGUCCUGGGACAAGACGUUUAAGGUGUGGCGGCCGGAGAAUUCGAAGUGUGUGGAGUCUGUGAAGGCGCAUGAUGACGCGGUUAAUUCGGUGGUGGCGAGCACCGGGGCGAUGGUGUAUACGGGGUCCGCGGACGGGAAGGUGAAGGCGUGGAAGAGGGAGCAGAAGGGGAAGUCGUGCAAGCACGCGCUGGUGAAGACGCUGCUGACGCAGGAGUCGGCGGUGACGGCGUUGGCAGUGAGCGACAUGGAUAAGGUGGUUUACUCAGGGUCAUCCGACGGGGUGGUGAACUUCUGGGAGGUGGAGAAUCAGCUGGCGCACGGAGGGGUGCUGAAGGGGCACAAGCUGGCGGUGCUGUGCCUGGCGGCGGCCGGGAGCUUGGUGUUCAGUGGGUCGGCCGACAAGACGAUACGCGUGUGGCGGAGGGAGGGUCAGGCGCACACGUGCCUAUCGGUGCUGACGGGGCACACAGGGCCGGUGAAGUGCUUGGCGGUGGAGAAGGACAAGGAGGACGACAAAUGGGUGGUGUACAGUGGGAGCCUUGACAAGUCGGUGAAAGUGUGGAGUGUGUCGGAGAUGGCGCCGGACAUGCAGCAGAUGCAAAACAUCAAUUUUGAUUGGGAGUCUAGUUCAAUACCAUCCGCCAAAUAUUGAGGAAAUAUUCAUUGUUUCAGGUAAAUAUCUGUGUAAAUUGAUGAUAGAUCAUUAAUUUGAGAUCCCUAUAGUGUUAGUUGAUUAUUUCUUUACAAACUUUUUCCCAUGUUUCGAACUUAUACU